AUGACUGAUACAAGGGUCGUUGCAAAGAUCCUUCAGUCGUUGGAUUCCAAAUUCAACUACAUUGUUGUAGCCAUUGAAGAGUCAAAGGAUUUGGAUUCCAUGACUGUUGAUCAACUCAUGGGUUCGUUGCAAACUUAUGAAGAAAAGGUGGUGAAGAAACAAGAAGCUUUGGAGCAAGUGCUACAAACAAAGUUUUCGUUGAAUGAAAGAGACGAAAAACAUGGAAGAAAUCAAAGGGGCCGAGGACAUGGAAAUGCACGUGGCCGAGGAAGAGGAAGAGGCCAUGGAAGAGGAAAAAAAAGCGGUCAACACACAACCAACAGUGAAGAAAAAAUCCAUGACUCACAACAAAUAAGAGGUCGUGGUAGAGGAAAUUACUCAAGGUCAUAUGGAAGGAGGUAUGAUAAGUCUCAAAUUCAAUGUUAUAAUUGUCAAAAGUAUGGUCAAUAUGCUUCGGAAUGUAGAAAUGUUGCUAACGAUGUUGAAGAAAAGGCUAAUUAUGUUGAUGAAGAAGUGGAGCCUACUUUGUUGUUGGCAUACAAAGGUGAAAUGAGUGAUCAAGAAGAUGUGUGGUAUUUUGACACCGGUGCUAGCAACCAUAUGUGUGGUAGCAAAGAGAAGUUCGUUGAUAUUGAUGAAUCAAUAAAUGGCAAGGUGACAUUUGGAGACUUAUCACAAAUUCCGGUAAGAGGGAAAGGUAAAAUAUUGAUUCGUUUGAGGAAUGGGCAUCAUCAAUUUAUCUCUAAUGUUUAUUAUGUGCCUAAUAUGAAGAACAAUAUUUUGAGUUUGGGACAACUUUUAGAAAAAGGCUACAAUAUUUCCAUGAAGGAUUGUAGUCUUUCGAUAAGAGACCCAUUAGGUAAUUUGAUUGCCAAGGUUCCAAUGACAAAGAACCAGAUGUUUUUGCUAAAUAUUCAAGCCGACGAGGCUAAAUGUUUGAAGGCUUGUGUGAAUGAUUUAACUUGGCUUUGA
Cornus florida is the source of this 972-nucleotide messenger RNA. RefSeq lists its product as uncharacterized. The transcript has a single exon. The record is from RefSeq and is a predicted model, not a curated record. Lineage: Eukaryota; Viridiplantae; Streptophyta; Magnoliopsida; Cornales; Cornaceae. Bases 1 to 972 code for a protein of 323 amino acids. Gene Ontology annotation, molecular function: zinc ion binding; nucleic acid binding.